Caenorhabditis briggsae is the source of this 903-nucleotide messenger RNA. The record is from RefSeq and is a predicted model, not a curated record. Gene Ontology annotation, biological process: exonucleolytic trimming to generate mature 3'-end of 5.8S rRNA from tricistronic rRNA transcript (SSU-rRNA, 5.8S rRNA, LSU-rRNA). Lineage: Eukaryota; Metazoa; Nematoda; Chromadorea; Rhabditida; Rhabditidae. Gene Ontology annotation, cellular component: cytoplasm. Bases 1 to 903 code for a protein of 300 amino acids. The transcript is spliced from 5 exons. Gene Ontology annotation, molecular function: 3'-5'-RNA exonuclease activity; nucleic acid binding.
AUGAUCCAUCAACCGUCCACCCCAUUCCAGAACCUUGUUAUUUUGAAGGUCAAAACCACAUCACAAGAGAAGAACUAUGAUUUCCCCAGCGAAGUCAUUCAAAUCAGCGCCGUCGUUGUCGACGUUAAAAACAAUGCUAUCAGAGAGAACAUGAUGUUCAACGAGUAUGUUAUGCCAGUUAUAAACUCGAAGCUCACUGAAAAUUGUGUCAAGACCACAGGUGUCACGCAAGAGAAUGUUAACAAUGCCAGGAGCUUCCGCAUUGUAAAUGAGAAAUUUUCUAAUUGGCUCGAAUCGAAUCAAUUGGUUGGCGUUAAGUCGGCGUUUGUAAUGGACAGCCGCGUGGAUAUUUGGCAAAGACUUCAAUACCAAUGCGCACUUAUCGGAGUGAGGAUGCCUGCGCGAUUCCGUCAGUGGAUCAACUUGUGGACAGUUUGUUUCAUCGAAGCUGAAUCUAUGCCAGAGGAUAAUACCCGCCUCCUUGCUGAUGCAUUUUGGAUCGAUGUCCCUGAAAGAAGACUCACCGCUCCAGAGGAAUGUUUGAUUCUGGCUAAAGUUGUUCAGAAUUUGUUGGCCCAGAAGUUCCACCUUACAAUCAAUCAAGUUCUGACCUGCUUCUCAGGCGUUCGCGCUCAAGGCUUGCCUAUCGCCGAAGUGUACAACAAGGACUGGAAAUAUGAUUUUAAACUCUCCCCCAAAUUCUAUGAGCUCGUGCUUCCAUUGAUUCCGUGGAACGUAACAAAUUUCGACUUGAACACUUACGGAAUGUGCCCUGGAUGCAACAUGGUCUUCAGUUAUUGCCGCAUGGUGCGAUUUGAGCCAGCUCACUUCCAAUAUCCGGCAUGGCUGUACAGAAACAGAGAGGAUAUCAUCCUGUUCGCGAAGCAGGCCCACUUUUAUUAA